Molecule: messenger RNA, 927 nt
Organism: Cercopithifilaria johnstoni
Lineage: Eukaryota; Metazoa; Nematoda; Chromadorea; Rhabditida; Onchocercidae
Source: the annotation of a GenBank genome assembly
AUGUCUACAAAGCCUUUCAGCAUCGCAUAUUUAAUCGGUGAUACCGUAACCGAUAAUAAUAAUAGCAAACUCGAUACUGAACUUCAUGAUAAUUGCUCGGAUAAAACUCGAAUAUCGGAUACUCUGAAAUUAUUUCCUAUAGUAUCGAAAACUACGCUCAAUUGUGGUACCAACAACAACAAUAAAUUUAAUGAUACUGAAAAUAAUUCCAAUUAUUACAUGAUUACGAAGAAAGCACCUGUUAUAUUAAAAGAUUAUCAUCCGGCACUCCGUAAUGUAUCCAUGCGUUUGGAAGGUUCCACAUUAUGGAAUAAAUUCCAUGCAUACGGUACCGAAAUGAUUGUUACAAAAACUGGAAGACGUAUGUUUCCAACAUUGCAAUUGGCAAUAUCUGGCCUGGAACCAUCUGUACGUUACUCAUUAAUGGUCGAUUUGACGUGUAUCGAUAACAAAAGGUACCGUUACGCAUUUCAUCAAUCAAAAUGGAUCGUUGCUGGACCAGGAGAAGCGGAAUUACCAUGUCGAGUUCAUGUGCACAGUGAAUCACCUGCUCCUGGUGAACAUUGGAUGCGUCAAACAGUAUCCUUCGAUAAAAUUAAAUUAACCAACAACCAGUUAGAUCAGAACGGACAUAUAAUAGUAAAUUCGAUGCAUCGUUAUCAACCAAAUGUACAUGUGGUAGUACACGCUGAUGGAAAUGGACGUCAAUGUCGAACAUUUUCAUUUCCCAAUACAUCAUUCAUGGCUGUUACUGCUUAUCAAAAUCAUCGGAUAACAGAGCUAAAAAUCGAGAGUAAUCCAUUUGCCAAAGGAUUCCGCGAAUGCGAAAUGAACGAAUCAUUUCCGUUCCUCAUCAAUCCAUUAUUCCCAUUCUAUACAACACUACUUGCUUCACAUUUCCGUGCUACCAAUCCAUUCAACAAAUAA